AUGAGUAACAAAAAUCAUAACGAUAAUAACUAUGGCACGAUCCAGUAUCCUAAAAAAAAUACAAUAAUUACAGAUGAAGCGGAUGAUAAUGAUUCACUCAAUAUCAUUGCGGAACAACUACCACUCACUAAAACACCAGAAUCUCCACCUCCACCAAUUCACUACACUUACGAAAGAUUGAUCUUAGAAUGGACAUUAAGCAAGAUGUUUCGGCAGACUAAUCUAUUAUGUUUGUCGAGUAAUUUGGGAAAUCUUUUUUUAUUCGAUUCAAAUGCUUGGCUGGCUGCUAUGUUUAUAUUUGAUAUUAUUCCAAUGAUAAUCGGUAGAUGUAGAUGCAAUAGAUUAGCACUGCCGAAAGGUGAAUCGGCAGAAGUUUCAUUUUCAUAUGAUCCGUACAAAUUUACAGAUUUGAAGAUUAAUUCUUUAGGGAAAUUAUAUAAACGAGAGGUUCACAUAUUUCAGAAUAAUGACAACAACUCAACAAAUAUAAACCUAGAUGUUCGAAUAAAUUCACUUAACCCCGCCGGUGUAGAUAUUAGAUUCGAGGAAGAAGGAUUUACGAAAACAUUAACUGCGGUUCAAGAUUAUUAUCCAUUAUUUCCAGAUUGGGGUUUUAUCGGAUCUCCUAGUUGCGGCACAGUUCUCAUAAACAUUCACCUGCCGAAAAAGUUUUCAAAUCCAUCGAGGAUAUUGACGAAUUUUGACCUUGACGGGUACGAUGUUUUCGUGUUUUCUAAUAAAUUUCCAAUAGAACAUGAGACAUUUAAAAUAAAUGCGAAUGAUGGGUUCAUCUUUCUCGAUGGGAUUCAUCUAAAGAACUUUUCUAUUUGGGGAAAUAUUGGAGGCCCGAAUAUCAAAGCGAUACGUGUCAAUAGACUACUUGUUAAAAGAUUCGAAAAUAAACUUCAAGUUUGGAUCUCGUCGAUUCCAUUAGAGUUUGAACGUGCUUUAUUCCCUUUUAAAAAAAUUAAUUUGCAGUUAAAAGAUACCUUUUCGGGAAAAUAUGACUUCCAAGCUGACGGAUACGUAUAUGUAAUCGGCGGCGGUAGCAACAGAACAAAAAUAAUUGACCGAUAUGACCGGCAAAUUGGUUUUGUAUAUGGUGGCGGGGAAUCUCAGUUGAUAGUCACAGCAGAAGGUGGUGAUUUGGAAGUAAAAUUUUGA
Messenger RNA from Ambispora gerdemannii, 1164 nucleotides. The record is from the annotation of a GenBank genome assembly. Lineage: Eukaryota; Fungi; Glomeromycota; Glomeromycetes; Archaeosporales; Ambisporaceae.